AUGUUCAGCGCCAGCAAUCUAACGUCUACCGCCUCAACCAACCCUCCCAUUCCGCCUGCAGCUGCCGAAGCUGCCCCCUCCCUUUCACCUCCACCUGAGCAUCCCAUAGAAGCCCUGUCCGCCAUCAAUGAGCUCGAGGCCACCAAGGACUACUUAAAGAAGAUUUGUUCCGUCCACUACUCCGCACCAGCGUCGGUUCCCUCGCCUCCAGGAAAUGACUUGAACCUCCAAAUGCACUGUUACCUGGCUGCCGAAGUGAUCAUGAAGGCUUUCCGAACGCAGAUGUGCGUCCUCGACAGAGACAUUUAUCAGUACCACGCCGCUUCAAAGCACGUCACCGAGCGAACGGGCGCCGAAGCUCCCCCCAAAUCCGACGGCGUCUCGAAGUUGCUUUCAGGACCGGGCCACAUUGUCGAUCGCUCAGGUCGCAUCGUGUACAUCCACCUUCCUGGAGUCCUCCGACCCGAGCUACUCUCUGUAGUUGAGGCGGCCUGUCGUAGUCUCCUUACCGCGCCGAAUGCUAAGCCUGAAAUGAAGCGGGCGGCGAGCAAUUGGAGGGUCAAUGAGAGCUAUUUCCAACCGGUUGGCCGCGCUGGUUUCACUCCAGGGGUCCUCACUUUAUCUCCCUGUUGGUUCAUGCAGGCACAUCCACCGCCAAAGUAUAAACCUUUCGUCGCAGCUGCAAUUCGCCGACCUGACGGUAGCGACGGUGGUCUACCCUUUAUCAAAGCUGUUCGACAGGCCUUUUGCAUCAUGGGAGCUCUCCUAUACCUCAUUCACCCUUCUCAAUACGAGGUAGGAGUGGAGCUUUGGAAGAAACUCGUGGAAACCAACUGCGCAGGCGUAGAGGACGGUUUCGAAAGCCAUAUGAUGAAGGUGAUUGCCUGUUGGGCCUCUCCGUUCACCGUCAUGCAAGUGAUCUCCAACCGCGAAACACCCUUCCACUUCGACACCUCGGGCCAUCCCUUCUGGUACGAUUGCCUAUUGACCGUCGGUCCCUACCGCGGGGGUAGGUUUGAACUGAAGGACGUCGGGCAUCGUUUCCGGUAUGAAAGGGGAACCAUGGUUUUCCUCCUGAGCCACAUAUUACAACAUGGCGCCAGUCCAGUAGAAGGUGAAAGGGUCUGCCUGGCUAGCUUCAUGCGCCCUCAGGUGCUGCAAUGGGGGCUGAGCUACCGCGCGCUUACAGAAGAUCCGGAGCCGCUUGCGGCGAUCGAAGCUAGACUCAAUAUUCCUCAUGGACUGAGGGUGGGUGUUUAA
Messenger RNA from Coprinopsis cinerea okayama7#130, 1260 nucleotides. RefSeq lists its product as hypothetical. The record is from RefSeq and is a predicted model, not a curated record. Lineage: Eukaryota; Fungi; Basidiomycota; Agaricomycetes; Agaricales; Psathyrellaceae. The transcript is spliced from 3 exons. Bases 1 to 1260 code for a protein of 419 amino acids.